AUGUCUAUAAUAAGCAGCACCUUGUAUACUCCCCGUGCAGGUGUUCCUGCUUCUCAAAUCGUGGACAAGAAAAUAUCAGAAAGUCUUGUGGAGGAAGUUAAAGGAGAAGACAUGGGCGAUCUCGGGCAAAUGACUAGGGACCACAGAAAUGGCAAGGUGGUCCCCGUUCCGUUUGAGUUCGUAGAAGAGAUUCAAGGUAUAGCCAAAUCCAUGGAUAUGUCCUUAGACAGGAUCCGAUUGAUUAUCUCAAACAAUAAGGACCAGCCGGCUUCCGCCGGGUGUAGGGCUAUCCCCACUAUGAAUGGAUACUUGAUUGUGCCAAGUGCGAUGGUGUACAAUUGUAUGCUUGAUCGAUCGCGGAAUCUUUACCUCACCACCACUCCACAAAUAGAAGAGUUCCCUCGGUCCCAAACCAAACUGGUUAUGGCAGAUUCUGCGAAGUUUGUGAUUGCUCAUGAGAUCAGUCACCUGCAAAGCGAAGAUUUCUUGGUAAGAUGGAGUGCACAGUUUCUCGCAGUAGCAUCGAUCUUUGCUGUACCACAGUAUUGUUAUAGGCAAAAGAUUCCUAUCAAGUUCGGCGUGUGGCUGGCCACGGUGGGUAUAGUUCCACUAUUCUUUGGUCUCAAAGCACUGACAAGGAUACAAGAGACCAACGCGGAUGUUCAAGCUGCAAAGGCGGGGUACGUCGAUGGAGGCAUAGCUUUCUGGCGCGAUCGCUUGGAGUUCGAAGCGAGUGUGCGUCCAGGCAGCACAAUCCAACAACAGUCGACUAUGCGAUGGUGGAAGGACCAUCCCCCACACCACGAACGGUUAGCUCGUAUGCUGUAUGAGAGAGGUCGAAUACGAGAGCACAGAACUCGAAGUGAACAAUAAUAAAAUUAACUGAUCAACGUUUCG
Molecule: messenger RNA, 897 nt
Organism: Sphaeroforma arctica JP610
Lineage: Eukaryota; Ichthyosporea; Ichthyophonida
Exons: 6
Coding region: 1-873 (290 amino acids)
Biological process (GO): proteolysis
Molecular function (GO): metalloendopeptidase activity
Source: RefSeq, a predicted model, not a curated record